CGCAUUACAGAUAACACACAAGCUGUGUAAAUCGAGUAGGCCCUUAUUUGUAAACAUGGAGUUGGUCCGCAUGUUAGAGAGCUAUCGAGGGAGGGAUAAAAUCAUCCGUCUUUGUACCUACGCCGCCAUGUGCGUCGGUGGCAGUGGGCAAGGGAAUUUCCACAAGAAAUUACUGACCAUUUCCGCGGAAUUAGGAGGUGCCAGAACCACCAUGCGGUUGUUUGACGAUCUUUCAAUGUUGUUUUCUACCUUGAGGUACGGGACAGGUGCACAGGAAAAGAACCCGGUUGUCCGCCUGAUGAGUCUGAUCACUAACAUCACCUACCAGAUCUUCUUUCCUGUAGAACACAUUUAUUGGCUAGCUGAUAAAAAAGUACUCACAUCCUUUACGCCAUGGAAAUGGGUGGUUGGCAGUCUUGUGGCCUGGGCAGUAGCUCUUUUUGCAGACAUCAUCAAAAUGGUAGCAAAAAUAGUAUCUUUAAAGAAAGAACUCAAAGAACUUAAGAAACAAAAGCUGUUACAGUCAUCAGAGGAAAGUGAAGACCAGGUAAGAUCAGAAAGAAAGACAACUGUAGUGAGUGAGAUUCAGGAGAGUUAUCUAACCCUGAUCCAAGACAUGGCCGACUUCACCAAUGCUAUCAGCUGGCUUCCACCAGGCCUGGUCCUGUGGUCUGGAAAGUUAUCGCGGUUCCAGAAUGGAAUGUUUGGAAUGAUAUCUUCUAUAAUUCUGCUGUACAAAGCUUGGCCUAGUAAGCAGAAAAGUUCAUAGUUAUUUGUAGAUUUAAUUGUUGAAUAAUUGUUAUAUGUUUGCCUGGUGCUGAAAUCCAUUCAUAAGUUUUGUUUAUAA
This is a messenger RNA of Saccostrea echinata, 847 nucleotides long. RefSeq names its product peroxisomal membrane protein 11C-like. Gene Ontology annotation, cellular component: peroxisomal membrane. Lineage: Eukaryota; Metazoa; Mollusca; Bivalvia; Ostreida; Ostreidae. The transcript has 4 exons. Gene Ontology annotation, biological process: peroxisome fission. The record is from RefSeq and is a predicted model, not a curated record. The coding region runs from base 56 to 769 and encodes 237 amino acids.